AAAAACGCUGUACCUACGAGAAUACAAAAAUGCCAGAGAAUAAUGAAAAAGCUGACAUUAAAGGGAAGGGAAGAGUCACGGAGGACUUUAUUCCAGAUAUCGAAGAUGUAGAAGACGAUGGUGAUUUUGAAGAAAUGAGUUCAUCCGAAGGGGAACUUUCUGAAGAAUCAAUGGAAGAAGAUGAAGAAGGAAUUGCCGAUGAACCAGAAGAUUUAACAGCUAUCGAUCCCACCAACAUUACUUCUUCUUCCAGAACACGGAAUAAAAAGAUAGAUUUUUCCAAAGCCCUCCAAGAAGACGAGGAUUUAGAGAAUGAAGAAGACGACGAAGAUUAUGUCCCUCCUCAAGAGGGUAAGAUAUAAAAAAUUCCCAUUCUUUCAAUAUCCAAACAAAUUGAAGAUUCCAAUGGACGGAAUAAGCGCAAAAAUCUAGGUAGAUUAGUCCUCAUCGGAAUUAGGAAUUUGUUCUUUCUCAGUAACCGGAUGUUAAGGAAACCAGUCAUUUUUAUGUCUUUGUUUUUUCCACCAAGAGCGCAAUCUUUUGUCCAUGUUUAUGCCCGCGAAGAGAUACCAUAUGCUUUUUGAGAAGCUCUGCUAGUAAUCGCUUUUGGGACGAUGUAGCAGCGUGUAACAAAUAUUGGACAAUAUAGUUUCCAUAUUGGCUAGAAGCUAUAUCCAUCAACAAGAUUCUUCCCCAUCCAUCUUGCGGUUGUGUGAUUAGGACAAUGUAAUCAUUAAAAAAGGUCCUAUUGUUCACUCGUAACGCACGUUCAACCACCUUUGAUGCAUAUUGAUUUGUACUGUAAAAUUCUGCAUUCUGAAGAAUAUCCAAAAACACUCUCUCCUGAUCAUCCUCACUUCCAUGCUCAAUGAUGUGUUGAAUCACCCAGUUUCCCCAUUGUCCGCUGAUAAUGGAACGAGUAUUUUGAAUGAUUUCAUUAAGACAAGGGCGCUGCAAUUGUUAAUACUGAAUGUAAAAUAUUACCGCAUACCUUUUCUUGUUCUUUACAGUUUUCAAAAAUUGUUUGCACAACUAAACUGCCCAUUUCGCUCGUAGCAACUUGAGUCCAAUUUCCAGUUAGUUUUUUAUUGAAUGUAUCCAUUGUCCCUAAUGCACAUGACUUUCUUCUAGUCUCCAAAAACUUUUGCCAUACGUGGCAUGAGUGUCUCUGCAUUAAAGUCUCUGGCAACUGCUCCAUUAAUUGAUCAAUUAAGGAAGCUGCAAAAUUUUCUGGAUAGAUCUCAAAUGACUUUUGAACAACGUGAGAGCCAAAUGCGUUCGUUGAAAGUUCGGUGAUAUGGGCUUUUAGCUGUUGAGCAAAUCCCUCCAGCUGUCGUUCAUCACACUGUUCAAGGCAUUUUUGUAUCAAAAAGUUGCCAAAUUUGUUUGUCAUAAGUGUAAAUGACAGGGGAAGUAUGCACUGAAUAAGCGCAUGCUUCAUAUUUUGGUCAUUUGACUUCAAUUUUUGCUGCAGAUACAAGGACGCCGACUGAUCGUUUCUGAAGAUAAUUUGCUCAAUUUCAGACUGUUUUGUUAGAAUUUUUUGUGUUAUGCUAAGAUCAUACCUUCCAUUUGUAAUUUUGGGAACUGGUUUCUGACAUCUCUGUCCCUUUACGAAUGCCGUUGUUCGGAAGUUCCUGAUUGCAAGCAUUAUCAGAUAGGCGAACUGGAUUUUCCAAACCCUUCUUAAAAAACUGACUGCCAUAAAAUGCUUGUGAAGAAGCCGUAUGGGGUUGCAAAAAGGGAGGACCAAGACUGAAGGGGUCGACUGAAUGGUCGGGAACCCAAGCAGACGAUACGUUUUGUGAGUUCAGUCGUAGAUUUGACUUGUAUUUGUUGAGGACAAGUGGUGGCCUGGGAGUGUUAUCGAAUGAUUCGUCCAAUUCACCAAUUGGAUGUUUGCCGUGAACUUUGGAAUCAAGGUAGUUUCCGUCUUUUCGAAAUUUCUCCAGAUCGUAAGAGGCUACUGGUUCAAUGCCUCUCGACUCACAACUUUUUGGUGCCGCUCCUUUGAUUUCAGCUGACAAGCUUUUUGGCAGAAGAUGUUCAGGAGAGUAAAUGCUUGGCGAGGAAGAAAAUAGAUUCUUCUCUAACGUUAGUUUCUUUCGUAGAUCCCGCACUUGAUCUCCCUUUUUCUGAACUUCAAUAGCUGAAGAAGCAAUUUGUUUCUGCUGUUCCUUUACCAAAUAUUCAAGGUACUUGAUCUGGGACGUAAGGUUGUUCAUAUCCUUCUCUUUUUCAAGAAUUCUGGAAAGAUCAUGGCUACGUCCUUCAAUCUCUUUGGUAUCCUCCUUUCCCUUCGGCAUUCUUGGCUAGUCAGUAAUAAAUUGUAUGCUUUAUUUCGCCUUUAUAGAACAAAUGAAAGCAAAAUCUCUUUUCCUUUCUUAAAAUUCUAUAUGACAAGCAAUAAAACACUUAGCCAAGGAAGCAUGUGGGAGAAUUAUGGUUGCUGAUGCCUAUUUGUUUAUAUGCACACACAAAAUAGAAACAUAAGGCUUAUUAAAACUGAACAAACUUUGGGGAAAUUUUGAUAAUGAUUAAUACAGUAC
Messenger RNA from Schizosaccharomyces cryophilus OY26, 2549 nucleotides. Its product is annotated as histone chaperone Chz1. Lineage: Eukaryota; Fungi; Ascomycota; Schizosaccharomycetes; Schizosaccharomycetales; Schizosaccharomycetaceae. The record is from RefSeq and is a predicted model, not a curated record. Bases 30 to 362 code for a protein of 110 amino acids. The transcript is spliced from 4 exons.